Molecule: messenger RNA, 2407 nt
Organism: Callorhinchus milii (elephant shark)
Lineage: Eukaryota; Metazoa; Chordata; Chondrichthyes; Chimaeriformes; Callorhinchidae
Product: inositol 1,4,5-triphosphate receptor associated 2-like
Exons: 14
Coding region: 1-2121 (706 amino acids)
Biological process (GO): actin filament organization; telomere localization; homologous chromosome pairing at meiosis
Cellular component (GO): lateral element; nuclear outer membrane; meiotic nuclear membrane microtubule tethering complex
Molecular function (GO): dynein complex binding
Source: RefSeq, a predicted model, not a curated record
AUGAACAGUGUUGCAGAUCUGCAAUUUGCAAAGCAGAAACUGACGGAGCAAAACCGAAGCCUUCAGAAAGCGAUGGAGAUGUCCGAUGAGGCCAAUUUACAACUGACCGAGGAACUUGCAAAGCUGAAGAACCAGCUGACCAGCUCUCAUCAGACGCUGCGCAGUAUAAGGUCCAUGGCGGAAGAGUUGGAAGAUGUAAAGAGCACAGCAAGGGAAGCACAAGAGAAAGCUUACCACCUGCAGACGUGCUGCAAAGAACUGAAAAAGGAGAAUGAGACUCUGGUUGCCAAAAUGUGUUUACUGUGUGAAGAGAAUGAAAAGGCCAUGAGGGGGAAACGGCAGCUGAAGUAUCGGGUAGACGAACUAUUAACAGUCAACGCAGAGCUCACAAAGCAGAUCCACGAAGCACAGAGCCUGCUGAUUUCAAAAGACGCUCUGAUUUUCGAGAAAACCAUUCUGAACGAAGAACUGAAGGUUUCCAUUUCAGAAAGCUCCAGAGUAAUCGAGGGAUUGCGUACUGAGUUGAGAGGUCACGAGGAAAGAUUUGUCAAGAUUUCUUUACGUAAGUCUGACAGCAGCUGCAAUGCCAAGAAACACAAUUCCGCACUGUCGAGUUUUGUCAAAUGUAAAAUCGGUCUGGGAAAACCCUCAGCUGGAAUCUCUAACGUCUUCCCUGCAUGGCCACGGAGCUCGCUUCAGUCCGAAAUACAAGCAGUUCAGAUAGAGAGUGUCGAAGGGCUGUCCAGCCCUGUUUGUGGACUGCUGCUCAGUGAAGAGCAAGAAGAUCUUUUCCAACAAGCCCUGAGUCACAUUAAAAUUGAGAGGAACAGUACACUCUUCCAGACGACUAUCGAAGAGAUGGUGAACCAAUUAAACGUGCAAGCCGAGGCAUUCAUGUCAUCUCUUCAGAGAGUGGAUUCAGCAUACAGCGGCAGCGAACAGCCGACGGCAAUUAACCUUAAGGAGCUGAAGAAGGAGCUCAAGCAGCUGAUGCUGAGUGUUGUGCAGAAGCUUCAUCGCUUGUCGCCAAUUAAAGAGUCUUGGGAUAAAACAGUCGGCAAACUGGAACAGGCAUGUCUGCAAUGCCACCAGCAGUACCUCAACGCCAAGCACAACCUGACAAACAUGACGAAAGAAUUGGAACUUCAGAAAAGGCUGAAGGUAGAGGUGGAAGAUAAAGCUGCUGAUGCCCAGCGCAGGGCAGAGGAGGCUAAAGAGGUUCUCAGAACCAGCCAGGACCAGCAGGCCAGGAAGAGUAUGGAAGACGCGAAGAAAGUUAAGGACGAGGCAGCCAUCUCGGUGAUAGAGGAGACGGUCAAGGAGUCGGGCGGGAUAGUGGCCGAGACCAAGAAAGAGUCACUGCACUCGGAGUGUGCGUCGCUGGAGGCCAGGCUGAAAGUGGGUGAAGCCGAGAAACUGGCAAGAAGGAUGGAGGAGAGUAUGGCGGCUGCUCCGGAGGGGCCUGAGGGGAGCGCCCAGCCUGGGGACUGGGCCGAUGGGGCGGCGAGACCGACGGCAGAGGCUUGGUGGGCAGGGGAGGAAGGGAGGAAAGAGGAUGGGGCCCCGAUGGAAGAAAUGGAGAGGGUGAAGGAAGGAGCCAGGCAGAACCUGUUGGAGACCAGUGAGAAAGUAAUCGAAAUGGAACACAAAGAUGCUGGGAUGGAACGGAUGGUCAGCUCACCCUAUUGUACGGUGUCUGCGGGCAGAGGUACAGUGGGCGCAACAGAUGAAAGCCUGUUGGGCAAAGCUGCGAGCUCAGAGAGUGGGAAGAAAACCCCAGCGGGAAACGUGGGAGAAGGAAAGCAGUCUGUGGGAAGUGGUCCGUCCUUGGUGGUCGGCACCCAGGGCUCCACGGCGAAGUCGGUCGAAACCCUCCGGGAGGAGCCCUCAACCACGCACAAGCGGGACCCACCGCUAGCGACCAGCAGCCAGCAAUCAGAAGGUAACAUAACGGACGGAAGAGCGGAACCCAGACAACAGGAGGGGGUUGGUGGAGAAAGGAAUGACAACAGCAAAGUCAAGGUACAAAAGAAAAAAAUGCACGGAAAUAUAACGGGACCGCCUGAUUUCGGGAGCUCAAAUCUGUGGAACCAUUUUUCUCCCUUGCUCUUGCUCUCCUGAGGGCAGUGACGUGUGUGGGUUUGCGUGUGUGGGGGUACACACACAGGGCAGAUAGCACUCCACCAAAUUACCUGGGCCCUGGGUUCAGUGACUAUUAUUGGCUAUUAUUGACCAUUUCCUGAAGCUUUAUAGUCCAAAGCUGAUUAAGUGCUGGGUUGCAUCUUGAAGACAUUUGACUGUGUGUCAUCGGUGAGACCACAUUUUGAGUAGUAUGUGCUGUUUUGGUCACCCUACCGUCCAAGAGACAUUGAAAGUUGGAGUGGGUUCAGAGAGAAAAAGAUUUGUG